GUGAUGAGUGAACAACUAUCCAUUGUCAACUGAGCAUGAAAACUUAGGUGAAACUUUCGUCCAGACAGAGUAUGCUGCUAAUAGGCCUGCACUGACAAGAUGGACAUGGAUUCAAGUGGAAAUUCAACUGCAAGUGGAAAUGUUUCCACUGUUUUGUCUGCCCCAUACUGUCUGCUGGAGGUCAUAACUAUUGCAACUCUAUCAGCCAUAGUGAGCCUCAUCACAAUAGUGGGGAAUAUUUUAGUGAUACUCUCUUUCAAGGUGAACAGCCAACUUAAGACCGUAAACAACUAUUACUUACUCAGUUUAGCUUGUGCAGACCUCAUAAUAGGUGUAUUCUCUAUGAACCUGUACACAUCUUACAUUCUCAUGGGAUAUUGGUCUUUAGGAAAUGUAGCAUGUGAUCUCUGGUUGGCACUCGACUAUGUUGCAAGCAACGCAUCGGUGAUGAACUUGCUGGUCAUCAGCUUCGACAGGUAUUUCUCAAUUACAAGGCCACUCACCUACAGGGCGAAACGAACACCAAAACGUGCAGGCAUCAUGAUUGGCUUGGCAUGGUUGAUAUCAUUCAUUCUGUGGGCUCCUCCCAUUCUGUGCUGGCAGUAUUUUGUUGGUGAGAGGAAAGUUCCACCUGACCAAUGUCAGAUCCAGUUUUUCUCAGAACCCACAAUAACAUUUGGGACAGCCAUAGCGGCCUUUUAUAUCCCAGUCUCCAUCAUGACUAUUUUAUACAGCAAAAUCUACAAAGAAACAGAGAAACGCACACGGAAUUUAGCAGAACUGCAAGGAUACCCAUCUUUGGACAGCCAUGAAGAUCCCAAAGUACAAAAGCCAAUACUACGAUGCUUUAACUUUAAAAGCAAGAGAGGCGGCACUCAAGCAUCAUGGUCCUCAUCCAACCAGAGUUAUGUAACUAGGACAACAUUGCAGUCUGAGGAUUGUACUAAAUCAGACCAGGUCACCACCCUAAACAGUUAUACAUCAUCAGAGGAAGAAGAGCGGUCGGUCACUGAGGUGACCCCGCGAGAAUCUUUCAAGAACCGAGAAUCAAUAAAUAAGAACGAACAGCUGGACUGUUAUGAAGACAGCAAAUAUUUGAGCGAUCUCGCAAAGCAAUACACACAAGCAAACAAUAAAAAAUGUAUGUCAUACAAGUUCAAGCCUAUCAUUAGCAACAUUACUGCUCUGCAAGGCAGCAAUGAAGCUGAGGGAACAAACACAGAUCACUGUCACUCAUCAGAGUCCAAGGCUCCUUUGUCCAUAUCCUCGUCCACCAAACCAGAGGAUCCAAACCUGAAGAUCCAAAUGACCAAACGGAAGAGAAUGGUCCUGAUCAAGGAGAGAAAGGCAGCUCACACUCUUAGUGCCAUCCUUCUGGCAUUCCUCCUCACCUGGACCCCAUACAACAUCAUGGUGCUUAUCUCCACCUUCUGCUCUGACUGCAUCCCUGUCUCCCUUUGGCAUCUGGGCUACUGGCUCUGCUAUGUAAAUAGUACAAUUAACCCUAUGUGCUAUGCCCUUUGCAACAAGACCUUCAAGAAGACCUUUUGGAUGUUAUUCCUCUGCAAGUGGAAGAGGAGUAAAAGGGAGGACAAACUGUACUGGUGUGGUCAAAGUCAUUAA
Xyrauchen texanus (razorback sucker) is the source of this 1623-nucleotide messenger RNA. RefSeq names its product muscarinic acetylcholine receptor M5-like. Gene Ontology annotation, molecular function: G protein-coupled serotonin receptor activity; G protein-coupled acetylcholine receptor activity. Gene Ontology annotation, biological process: adenylate cyclase-inhibiting G protein-coupled acetylcholine receptor signaling pathway; chemical synaptic transmission; G protein-coupled receptor signaling pathway, coupled to cyclic nucleotide second messenger. The record is from RefSeq and is a predicted model, not a curated record. The transcript is spliced from 2 exons. Gene Ontology annotation, cellular component: dendrite; plasma membrane; synapse. NCBI's taxonomy places the organism in Eukaryota, Metazoa, Chordata, Actinopteri, Cypriniformes, Catostomidae. The coding region runs from base 100 to 1623 and encodes 507 amino acids.